Xyrichtys novacula (pearly razorfish) is the source of this 10504-nucleotide messenger RNA. The record is from the annotation of a GenBank genome assembly. Lineage: Eukaryota; Metazoa; Chordata; Actinopteri; Labriformes; Labridae.
AAAAGAGAGAUAUAUGUGAGCAAGAGGGGAAAGAGAGAAGGAAAACAGACGGAUGGAAAGGGAAAAAGAGGGCGAGAGAGCUUUGUUGGAUACAUGAGUGAGGCAGAGAAAACAGAGAAAAGAGAGGUGUGAGAGCGUGGAGGAAAGUUUGGCACACAGACAGACGGAGAGGGGGAAGAAGGGGGCGCUUGUUUCCUCCCCCUCUCCUCUCCUCUCCUCUUCUCUCCUCGCCUCUCUCCCUUCGGCUUUAAAAAGUAAAACAGCUCUUUGAAGAGGAGGAGAGGGGGGCCGUCCUGUACUCCUAUCCAGCUCGGACUGUAAGGAGCGUUCAGAGAGCCACAGACGUUAACCCAGAUCUGACACAGAGCCGAGGAGCUGACAGAGCGCAGGCAUGAACGACAUCAAGCUGGCCCUGCUGGGGAGCCCGGGGGCCGGGAAAUCAGGUGAGAGGCUACGAGAGGUUUCACGUUUAAUACAGCUCUUUAAAAAGUACCUGCAGUUCAUCAGCUAACAUCUCUGUGCUGUGAGAAAGAUGUUUAUUCACUUAUUUUGCUCACAAUUUUGUUGAAAAUGCAGGAUUUCAAUCUUGAAAAAGCACUUUAUAUGUCAAUUCCAAAUUUUUUUAACCUGUCUCCGCGUAAAAAUACUCAAACAGCUGACAUUUUGAUUGGCUGGAAAAUAACCUUUAAUAACAAAUAAGUCUCAAGUAACAGUUUUGGACAGUGUGUGACAAAAUGUGACAAUCUGGAGGAUCUCAUACUAAUUGGAAACAGCAAUCAAUCCUUUACGAUAAGUACUUUUUGAUCAACAAAAACAGAGGAAAAAGUUCCUAAGUUUCUGUUUGGCAUGCUGAGUCAUAUCUUUAUUCUCUUGCUGACACUUCAAAACAUCUAUAAAAUCACAUUUCUAACAGCAAAAAGCAAAGAACAUCUGAAUUUCUGAAUGGUAUGAUGAAAAAAAUAAAGUAUUUCUGCUGUGUUUUGAUAACAAAAUUGGAUUAAGCAAGAACCUCCAUGUCAUAAGGGAGUUGCAUAUUUAGUUUCUGUUGAUUGAUUCAGUUGUUGAUCUUGGAAAAUGACUUCAUGAUUCAGUUUCAGAGUUUCCUACCUGCGCUGAAGUAAUAACACCCAAACAGGCUUCAUUUCAACAAUCUGGAGAAUAACUUUUGUUUACUACUUUAGGUUUUAAUCUACUAAACAGUUCUGGACUUACAGUUUUAGACCAGGAUGUGAUAAAAUGUGACAACCUGCAGGACCUAACACCUCCUUAAAACCUCACAAAGUCCAUUUUUCCUACUUCUACAUAUGUUUAUGAAACAAAAAAUCAUUAAUUAGGGAAAAAUGCCUUAAAAUUUUGAAGUUGCGUGUUGAGUAAACAUCAAGAAAAUGUCAUUUGUGAUGGUUGAGAUCUACACAUCUGCAUGGACAAGCUGAAAAAGAAGUGUUUUUGUUGUGUUGUGAUCACAAAAAUUGGAUUCAACAAGACUAUUUUUUUCAAGUUCCGUAUUUAGUUUGUUAGUUAAAUAAACUUGCUUGAUUUACCCUGAAAACACUCAAAUUGAACUUAUCAAUGGGGGGUUUCGUUCUUAUAGAUCCAUGUGAUUGAAUGUUUACACCCUCUAUUUUAAAGCUCCUGUGGGUAACUUACAGUUUGCGUUGAUUUUGGCACCCCCUGUGGACAGAGGGGUUUCUGCUGAUUUUGUUCUAUAAAUUUUAAGUUAGUGUUUCAAGAAAAAAUAAUUUAUCCUGCUCUCUUUACCAAGCUGUUUUAUCACCUCUUGAAUAACAGUUGUUGAAAUCAUGCAGUUAAACUUAUCGCUGACACCCACCCCCCACCAUCAGUUUCAGACAUAAAACUAGUUAAUCUUCUUGUUAGUGGUCUUUUUUUGCUAUUGUGGGUUGUAAAGACAUAAUAUUAAUUUCAGUCAGUUUGGUAUCAGCUAAAAAAAUUCUCACAGGAGCUUUAAAUCAAAAGGAAAGCCACCUCUAUCUGCAGCAACUGUAUGUUCAUCCGUUUUAGGUGUAAUUUAAAGGAAAAAAAACAAAGGAACAUUGUGUAUUUUUGAGAAAUUUUGUAUGUUAGAUGCUGUUUUGAUGACCUGAGAUAACAUAAAAUGUUAAUUUUUCUUUUUAAUGAGACAAAAUUAAGACAUUUUUUAUCUUCUGUCAUGAUACGGUAUCUUUCCAUGAGCUUUUUUUUACUUCAGGAUUCAUUUGACAGAAAUCUACAUGUCCUUUUAAACUCACAGCCACAGUUAACUGCAGCAUUUAAAGGUACUUCAGAUAACUAAGAAAAUUUUUUAAACUCUCCGCUUAAACUGUUUUUAUUCUCAGAAAUCUGUUCAUGCCGUUCGAACGAUAACAGAACAAUCACUCCAACCUGCGGCUUUAUUAAUAACAUCCCGCUGUUUGACAUACUUUCCUCUUUCUUUUCCUGCCGUUCGCUCCAAGUGGAUUGACCUUUGGAUUAACAUGUGUCACUGCUCUGAGUCAGCUGAAGCUUUUACCCUGAGAAACUUCAAUUGCUUGUGUUUCCAUUAACUUUGUUGAAAAACAUGUGCCUAAUGGGAUACGGAGCCCUCUUGGUUGAGUAAGUUGGGAUGUAUGGCGAACAUUAAGUUCACUUAAACUGGUCUGAUGUUUCGGCUUUAGCAUUGUGAUCCACAGUCCGAUCAGGAGGUGGCAGAAGGUGAUGUGACUUUGUUGAUGAAGAACCAGAAAUAGGUUUUAAUAUGUAUAAAAAUAGACGCGUUCAUUGAUGGUGGGCCUUAUAAUCCGGUGCGCCUUAUAGUGCGAAAAAUACGGUAUACUUGAUCUGAAAACUUUGAAAGUUGAAAAAUGGACUUUAAACUGUGCAGUACCGAGUCUUGACAUAAAGUUGUCUAUUACUAACUUUUACCUAUACAGGAUGAAACCUCAUAGACGUAUCAUUGAAUAAUGGCCAAUGUGCUUUCAAGCAAAUAUGGAGCAUGGCCGAGGAAACUGAAGCUAAUGCCAAUAAAAAAAAUCAGUUCCUUGAGUCACCACUAGGGACAUUUUUAAAAAAUAAAAUACAAGAAAAUGCAAAACGACUGAAUAUUUAAUUUUCACUGAGCAGAUAUAGUGAUUAUAAUGGAAAUAAUGUGAAAUAAAGGGAAGAAAUGUGGUUUUAAAACCAUCAAACGAACUAGAAGGAAGAAUUUAAGAUCAGCUUUUAAUGAAAGUAUUGGUUUUGACGAAAAAGAAACUACUGGAGACUAACCUGGGCAUUUAUGGAGGUUGAAUGAGCUCAUAAAAUAUGAAUCCAGGGAGAUUUAUAUGAAUGCAGGUAAAGAUCAGAUUUUUCAUGCAGAUCAGAUCUGGUUUCAUGUUAUGUAACAUUUUAACGGCUCCUUCAUUUCUUAGGGUUGAACUGAAAUAACCAGAUUAUUUUCACCCUCCAGUCUUUUGGAAAGUUAAAACUCAUCCGUCACAGAGAUGCCUGGCUCGGCUGUGUUGAACUCAUUCUUGGCCUCUAUGAAAGAAAAUCUGUAUUAUGCACCUCUUCUGACUCUUUCUCGCCACAUUCCUGCUCUUUAUUCAGAGAAAAAUGCUGUUUAAGCAGAGAAGGAGGAGUUAUAGGACCCUUGUUGCUGUUUGGGGUCUCCUUGUUUCUAUCAGUGUUCGGUCUGACUGGCUCUGCGCUGUGUUUAAGCUCCAUAAAACAAUGGGACGUCUGCGCUCUCACAGUCCUGGCAGUGAGGUGGAGCUGUUACUGUGGAGAUACUGAGGUCUCUGGGGGCUUCAUGUCCUUAUGUGGCUGGUUUUUAUGUUUUCCUGCUGUAGACUCCUCUGGUUGCUGCAUUUGGUGCAAAAUUUUGUGUUUUACUUGACAAAUAUGUGAGGCAGGCCCUGAAACUGAAGGUUGGUUUCAGUGCAGCUAAAACAUCCAAUCAUUUUUUAACUCAAACUUCCAGAGCUCCAACAUUGUAUAUGUUGAAUUUUGUUAUUUUCUUAACGAAUGCCUGCAUGACUCACUCAGAGAGAGCCACAUCCAUAUUUGCAUGACCUUUUAAACAAAGUAAAACCCCUCAGAGACCCCUGACCACCAUCAACAACAAACCUCAAGCAUUCAUCACAUGAAACUUCAGCCUUAAAUUGUGACUGAUUGAUUCGGAGACCAGAACUGGCUAUUUAAUAUGAAGCUGGCAGUCUGGAGCUGAAACAGAGGGGGAAAUAUAACCAUGCAUGUUUCCAAAUAUGCACGCAGGUCAUCCAGAGAAAGCCGCUCAGCCACGUAAAUGUGAGGCUACAGUUUCACCGCAGAAAAUCCCAGACAAGGUCGGCGCAGCGCUUGGCCUGCAGGAGUAAAUCAGGGUCGUUUUACCCCCAGCGCUGCCACCUGUGAGGCAUGAGUGUGGAGUGAUGCCAUGAGUCAUUUUGUGGGUUUUCUCUUUGUCUGUUUCUUCUAGCUGUACUUGUGCGGUUCCUGACCAGACGCUUCAUCGGUGAAUAUGCUUCAAAUGCCAGUAAGUGUUCCCAGAUUUGAUGAAUGAUGAUUUGAUGGAGGUUUGGUUUCAAAAUAGAUGCUUAGUUACCCUUUCCCGUGCAUUGCUGGAUACUUUUUCAUAGUUUUUCUCUGUAGACAAAAGUAUUUUUAAAAACAUCUCUAUGUUUUGGGGUUUUUGUUCAUUUGAAAACACACUGAAACUCGUGCUUCAAAACCUUAAAGGGUCAGACUUUGAUUUUUAGUUUUGUGCAGCGGUGUUGGUUCUUCUGGUUCUUCUGGGGCGCUCGCCAAAUUUCUUUUGUGUUUUUCCGCCUCUGCAUCUGUUUGAACCCUCCCCCUCAGUUCCUCAUUAUGACAGCAUCUCCACCCACUCAGAUCACUGCAUGGCCGAUGAGGAUGGAAACUAAGAGGCUGCGGAUCAUCGAAAGAGGCUGAAUUUUUGAUUUUAAGGACUCAAACCACGACUUACGCAGCAUGAUAGAUAAAUUAAGUGUGAUAUAAGUGGCCAGAGAAUGAAUACCUCAUAUCAUUUACCAUUUUUAAGUCUUAUUGUGCUGUCCGAUCAUCUGAUUAUUACAGCACAUAGGUAAAACAGUAAAAUAGUCCAAGAGUGAUAAAAAAGGGUGUUCGUUUUCGUUGCUCUGUCAACGUUUGUGUCCUUCAUUUCUCUAAACCUCGUCCUGAUCUGCUUAUGGGAGACAACUACAUGUUAUGUUCAUGUCAUUCUACAUUAAAUUGCUAUGUUCCCUCCCAACGCCAGUAUGGAAGUCACAUUUUUACUGUUGUUUCCCAUACACUUUUAUAAUAAACUGAGAUUGUCGUAUUUUUCACUGUUUCUCUCCUUUGUUUCAGAUUCCUUGUACCAUAAAAGGCUGUCCAUUGAUGGCAGGCAGCUGAAUCUGGAGGUUUUUGACCCCUGCUCUCAGGUAAAUCAAACCACUAACUCACUUUUAUUGUCAAAAAAUUAAUUAGAAAAGCAGACGACUGUUUGAGCGCACUAGUUUCCUCCUUUAAUUCUGAGGACAGAUAAGUUAAACAAACGAGAAUCUGAUACUCAUGAUUACUUUUCAAGAAAAUACACCAAAACUCUCAAUUUGAAGGUUUUAUAUGCUGGAUUUUUGCAUGAUUUGUGAUGAUUAUAUCUUUGUCUCAUCAAUCAUUAUUGCUAAAGAUGGAAACCUGUCCUCCCUGAAACUCCAGUGGGAAAAGUAAAGCUCUCUCGUUUUCAGAAAUAUUUGAAGAUUAUUCACCGCGGUUUAAAGAAUUUUUAGAGCCCAAGUAUGGAAGAAAUUUCUGAAUUCACCCUCCGGCUGAGGUGAAAGCCCAAUAAUUUCUAGUCUGUAAAAACCACACAGUUUUCAGUCUUUUCGGGGAAUCUGCAGCACAUGCUUACAACCCUGAAUGAACCGUGAUCAGAUGUUUACCUUCGGCCGGCACGUGUUCGAUUCAUACAGCACUUAAAGUCAGGAAUCUGAAGGCUUUAUGAGAAUAUCCCGGGGCGAUGUGUACCAAACGGCCGCCUCUUUGAAGAACAGAGACAUAUUACCUGCUGUCUUCUCUUUCAAGAGCAAAGAGGCCUUUUUACUGCAGAGUUUGGCUUUUUAUUGGCAUACUCCUCCAACAAGACGAGAGCCGCUCAUUGUCUUUGUGGGAUAAACUCGCUGUAACGCUCACUCUUUCAUAAAAAAACACUUGUUCACGUCCUGCCCUCCUGACCUGCUCUGCUUAAAGGAACUAUGGAGUCAAUAAAGAGGAAGGUGGAGGAGGUUCAGACGUGUCCUCAGGCCGAUGUUUGUGUCUCCACAAGGUCACCAAAACGUGUUCAUGGCAGCAAAAACACAGACACGAAGGCUGUUCUCCCAGUAGAUGGCUGUCUAACAUGAGUCUGGUUCUGCUCGAUGGUUCUGCCUGUCAAACUAAACUCUGCAAACUGUUGCAAAGAGCUAAGGACAUCUGUCAGGGUGUUGCGAGGCCUUGCUGAUCGUUCACUAUUACACACUUUACACAAGAUUAAACAAUCAAUUUUUGCAAAUCCUUCAUCUGCCAGAUCAGACGAUAAUCUCUUGAAGGAUUUUCUGCUUUCUGUCAGGUCUGGGCUAUAGGAGAGGAACAGUAAAGAAGGCCAUGGCUGGGCACUGAGAGGUGUUUUGUUCUUGGUGCUCUGAAGAAAUGUGGAUUAUAAAAGAGGGCAGGAUUAAAUCUGCUGUAGCUUCAACAUGUAUUAAUCUUUUCGCUAAGGUGCUGGGUAUUAAGUUUCACUUUUACAGCUAAGGGGCCGAGGACUUUUGGAGGCCACCUCAGCACUGAAAUGAAGCUCCACUGUCACUACGCCGUUGCUGAACCCAUUCGAAAGCAUAUGUCUAGUGGUUGUAUGAGUCGUACUUUUUGACGUAAACAGUACCAUGAGUUUUUCUUUCCUUUAGUCAGCGGACUCAUUUGUCUUACCUGCACACUCGUCAUAAAGGCCUCAUGGAUGCGCCAAUAAAACCACGUGCUAUGUUGUCCUCGGCAGAGCUCAGAGGCCAGGUGUAUUCUGGAGGAGCCGGUGGAUUGGGCCGAUGGUUUCGUGGUCGUGUACAACAUCAGCGACCGCACUUCCUUCAUCAACGCCAAGAACGUCCUGCGGCAGAUUCGAGAGGCUCGUAUGGACAACUGCAAAGGGUCAGAGAAAACACACAGCGGAGGUUUAUUUUUCUAAAAAGUAGAAAAAGAACAACUGCUGCAUGCCAGCGGUGGGUUUAAGGAAAUUAAAACAUGGAGGAUCACAGCAGCUGCCAGGUUAUUAUCUCAACCUUCUCCUCAAAAUUUGAGCUGGAUGAUGUAACAAACUAUAUCCUGUUCUGAGGCUAAAUAGCUUCAGCAAAUAUUGUCUUUGAUUUAGGCGCCACAUGGGGCUUACUACACUCAGGAUUGGGUUUCUGAGUGGAAACAAUGUCAGGAAUGUGUUCAAAUUGAACUGAGAAUGUGAUAUUAUCAGUUUAAACAAGCUGAGUGAGAAUUUCAAGUGACAAAUAUCCAACAAUAAAAAGAAACUUUCUUGUUUUGGGAGAUAGAAAUGCAGUUUUAGCUUCAUAAUGGGGUUUAGCAAGAGAAUCGCCAACACAUGGGCCUCAAACCGCAUUUCAACAUUCAAUUCUUGUAACCGAAGUGAGUUUUUUUAGGCUGACAAUAAACGAACUGUGGAGAUUUAUGUACAUCUUAAGGUAUUUUAUCCUAAUGUGCUGUAAAAAGGACAAAACAGACUAAAAUGUCCUCAAUCUGUCUUGAAAUCGAGAAGUGCUGGAGGUCCAAACAGCGAUAAAACUGAAGACUGGCUCAUGAUAAAAAAGUGAGGUAUUCAAUCUUCCACCCAAAGGCCUUUAAUAAAUUCAGUUUCUAAUAAAAAGACACCCCAUCAGGUGGUCUGCCUCGGGCCAAAGCCUGCUAAUAACGAGGAGGGGAGAGAUUUAUUAUGUUAGAGACAGUAUGUGAGCAUAAGUGAGGAUCAGGGAAUGUUAAUGGAGAUAAAGACUGGAAAUACUGGACUCACUUGUUAAUAAGAGGGUUUAAAUCAAAUAGGAUCAGCCAAAACAGAAAUGAACACUUUUUUAGGAGUUUUUUGGGGGAAAGUUGAUGUGGAUUUUUUGCUUACACAUCUCAUAACUUUAUUUAUAUUUGUUAAUAAGUAAAAUAGAGUUUCAUCAGUCAGUGCCUGAGUAAAUGAACCCAGUUUGUCCACCCAGAACCAAAGCUCUGCUCUGAUUCUACCUGUACUAUCACGUUAAUCAAUCAUGUCUAUAAAAUCAGUUCAUCAAAGUUCUUGGAAAAAGAAACUCUGGGACAUAAAUCAGUGUGAUAAAAAACUGCAACGAUGGAAACAUGUUUGGGCUAGUCUGCCUAUUCUGCAGCUGGCCACCAGAGGGAGCUCUAAACAUUUUGGCUUCAUUGUCCAUUUAACCUAAGAGUCUAUCAUGCCAUUGAUAUGAUUGUACAUCCGCCCCCUCCUCAUUGAAACUCUCUGUGUUUCAGGGAGGUGGAUGUACCCGUGUGUCUGGUGGGUAACAAGCAGGACCUGUGUCACGCCCGGCAAGUCCGUGAGGAGGAGGGCCGCUAUCUGGCUCAGGAGAACCGCUGUCACUUCCAGGAGGUCUCAGCAGCUGAGAGCUACCAGGACAUCUCCAGCCUUUUCACCCAACUCAUCCGGCAAGUGAUGGAGCACCUGAAGUACAGAGCCGAUCGCAGGCGCUACAGCGGCUCCAAGUCCAUGGCGAAGCUCAUCAACAACGUGUUCGGCAAGAGGAGGAAGUCAGUGUGAUGGUCCCAGAGAGCUGGGCCGAACCCUAGCCUUUUUGGUGCCCUAGGCAAAAUUACCCAGCGCCCAGAGAAAGAGGACGUCUGGUCACCGGACAUUAGCGUGUUAAGCUAAUGCUUACUUUAUUUCAAUCUAGCUAGCUAAAACAUGCUCUUUACACAAAAUGAUAUUUUAUAAAAUAUGUUGACAUAACUUUACUUUAAUAUUUGGACUCCUUUUCCUCCUCCUCUUUCCUCCUUUCCUGAAACUGUGCGCCCAAGAGCUUAGCUGUCGCUUUCAUGAUGAAAAACUUGUAAAUAAAAUCACCCAUCCUGUUCUGACUCGCUCGCUGACUUGAGAUGCGCCCCCACAUCAGGUGACUUGCCAAGUGACAAACAUAGUUACUUUAUCUUAUUUUAUUUGUUAAUUUCAAGACAGAAAAGUAAAGGGGGGCGCCGGUGGGCAUCAUAAAUUAUUUUAUCUUCAUUUUUUUCCCAAGGGGGAGGGCGCUGGCAGUGCGCCCCUCUGACAGAUGGCGCCCUAUUCGCCUAUGCCAAGGGAUUGCCCUGGAUAGAAAAAAAUGUCUCUUUAUUAAAAAAUAAAUAAAUAAAACCUCUGCUAGGCUAUAUUAGCAACCCAACUUUUACAAAAGCAGCUUGCUCAGACUUACAAAAACCAACUAACAACAAAUAUCACAUCUUUAGUUUUGUUCUUCAUCCUAGUGGCCAGAUUUGGUGGCUCAAUAAAAAACAAUUAAAAACCAGGACGUUUUCAUCCCUUUACAAUAAACAAAAGAUAAAAUUCUGUCCUGGUGCUUCAUUUGAUGCAUUAAUAAGUGUAACCUCCACCGUUUACCAAAAAUUUACCCCAAAAUAUCCCUGCUGACCAUCCCCUCAUACAAUUUCUCCGGGAAAUAUAUUAUAAACUGUGACAGAAAGCACACAGGACUGGACCUCAAUCUGAAAAUACUGUGGGGAAAAAAAAGGAUGAAAUAUCUGGUUGAAGCCAGGAGGGGGCGACAUUUGGCAAACUCACAUACAUGAUCAGCUUGAAGUGAAACGGAUCUGAGAGCAUGGGGGGAUUGAACUUUUACACAAAACUACCACUAUUUAUGUUUAACACUUUCUUAAAAAUGCAUAAGAUGACAAUCUAGCAGGCAAUGGGAGAAGUAUUGGGAUGUUAAAACUGUAAAAUUUACAACACAACUGUGUGUAGAAUUAUUUCUUAAAGAGUAAAAUUCCUUUGCUCAAAAUCUGUAUGUCUGUUAUAAAAAAAUGGCAUCAGCAUCUUGACUUGACUAAAGUACUUAAUGUAAUAACAAAUAUAAAAAAUAAUUUUAUACAAAUGUAGGAUUAUAUUCAACCUACUGGCUCAAUAAUGUUGACCCAGAAGUAGCAGCUGGUAAAGGAAGGGAUGUUUUCAUAUAUUCAGUAUGAAAAAAUUGUUCACUAUUGUAUUGUAAUGUAUAAAAAGAAAUUUGAGUUCCUAUUAGACAGAAAAGUUUCUUCUGCAUGUGUGACAUUACAUUUCUUGAUGAUAUGUGUGGAUGGAUUACUCUGUAAAUGGCAUUUUUUUCCUGUCAAAAAAAGCUCAUUUUAAAUUUUAUUUGUUUUCAACCUAAAAUACACUGCAUUAUGAGAUGCAUUUUUAAUAUUCAAAAAAAAACAUGUCAUUUUAUUUUAAAGGUAAUGUCACUUUAUGUUAAAUCUAACAUGUUUUUUUUUAGCUUUUCUUGGAAAGUAAGUAAAAUGGCAGUGUGAAAUGAAA